Pisolithus orientalis is the source of this 1719-nucleotide messenger RNA. RefSeq lists its product as uncharacterized. Bases 1 to 1719 code for a protein of 572 amino acids. The record is from RefSeq and is a predicted model, not a curated record. NCBI's taxonomy places the organism in Eukaryota, Fungi, Basidiomycota, Agaricomycetes, Boletales, Pisolithaceae. The transcript is spliced from 17 exons.
AUGAAGCUGAAGCACAAGAAGCAGUCAAGGAUCGAUAAAUUAGGAGAGUCAUUAUCAGAACUCCAUGGGGAUUUGGAAGUGCACAAACAUGAGUUCAUCGAUACUGACAGGUACCAUUUAGACCUCAUAUCUCUUCCUGCAGGAAAGAACUGUGCAAAAGAGGAGAGGAGGCGGGAAAAAAAGCAAGAUAAACAUACUAACCAACAGUUAAGAUUGAUUAACAAGCCCAAGGGCCGAGCAGGUCAAGGCAGUGGCUACAAGCUAAUAGAUGCCUUGGGACUCACAGAGAAGAAGGAUGUGUACAAUCACCUUUCAGAUGUUGUAUGGAAAUUGGUCUACCGCUACCUGGAUACAAGUCAUUUGCUUUCUCACCAAAGCGACAAGCUCCUUGUUGAGAAAGUCAUUCAGAGGGCCCAAGCAGAAUCAGAAAUCCUCAUGCAGUGUGAGGGAGGCUGCGGUGCAUGUGCUUUAAUUGCCCAGGUAUUGGAAAACCAGUCAACAUCUGAACAAAGGCAAAAACAGAAUGCUGAAGCAAGGAGGAAGAGAGAAGAGUCUAAUGACAAAGAUGAGGAGGAAGUGGGCACAGAUGAUGCUGGUGCUAACAGGUGCAUUAAACAUACUUCAGGUACACAGAAAAAGAGAAAGAGGGACAAGUCUGAGUCUGAGUCCAAGGAAGUGGACACAGACGAUGCCAGCGAUAACAGGCACAUCAAAUGUACUUCGGGUACACAUAAAAAGAGAAAGAGGUUCAAGUCCAAGUCCAAGUCUGAUUCCGAGUCUGAGUCUGAGGAAAUGGACACAGGCAAUGCUGGUGAUAACAGGCACAUCAAAUGUACUUCAGAUACACAGAAAAAGAGAAAGAGAGACAACUCCCAGUCCAAGUCCGAAGGAAAUAGAAAGAUGGAGAGGGACAAAGAUGAUGAUGAUGAUGAUGAUGAAGAUGACAACAAUGAAGAUGAAGAUGAGAGGAGUGUCUACCCAAAAUGCACAGAAGCCAGACAGAAAAUGUGCAAUGAUGACAUCCAGCCCAACAUGCACGCCAAGGGUGAUAAGGGUCACCAAUGCCUGGGUGGUACUCAGAAGCAUUUUAGAGAAAGAGAAAUGAGCUGGUGGAUGAAUCAAUUGAUGACCAGCAAUCAUGCAUACUACAAGCAGCAAAUGGCAUGCUGGGAAUGGAAUGACAGGAAUCUAUCAGCAAUGGGUCAUGCACCUCCAAGACCACUCACAUCAGUAUGGGAGCAAGCUGAUGAAGCAGAGGUGCCAGCAGCCUCUGAAUGUCAUGAUGGGUCACAGAAGAAGAAAAGGAAUGACAUGUGUCCCUUGGACUACAAUUAUGGCAACAAGGGAGCUGCAAUCAUCGAGCACACCCUCAUUGCCCUGUUCCUGGCAUCAGCAGAGUUGACUGCAGCAAUAUGGCCUCUACUGCUUGCACAUCCCACAACAGUUGUCAAGGCACACAAGAUCAUGGUUGCAAGUAGCGAUGCAGGUUCCCUCAUCCACCCCACAAAUGAUGAUGAUACAGAGUUGGAGGAGAUAUUUCAUAGAAACAUUGAUGCUGCUCAGGCUCUGCUGGAACUCCAAGAGCAAACACAGAAGGCAUCUCCUACUCUGUCAUCCUGUACUGAUGAUUCCAAUCAAGCUGCCAACAAGUUACAUUCAGAGCAGGCGAAGGUUAACGUUCACUACACACUUUAUCCCACUAACAUUGUGCCUUACUGA